Engraulis encrasicolus (European anchovy) is the source of this 1606-nucleotide messenger RNA. RefSeq names its product RNA polymerase III subunit GL b (gene polr3glb). Gene Ontology annotation, cellular component: RNA polymerase III complex. The record is from RefSeq and is a predicted model, not a curated record. Gene Ontology annotation, biological process: transcription by RNA polymerase III. Bases 327 to 977 code for a protein of 216 amino acids. The transcript has 8 exons. Lineage: Eukaryota; Metazoa; Chordata; Actinopteri; Clupeiformes; Engraulidae.
UACUGACAUCGGAACCAAAGUUUACUUGCUUGCAUUUCGGGGGAUCCAUUUGUUGAACGGAAUCAAAACUUUCCCCUCCUCUCUUGAGCCAGCAGCAAGAUGCUAGUUUACAUUCUGCAAGAGAGGUCCGAGGCAUUAAAAUGUUUCGCGGGACCCUUUUAAGGAUUUUAAACCGAAUAUCAAAAUAUCAAUUUUGCAUGAUGAUAAAGUCUGCAACCACAACUUCCUAGUCACCCUGACCCAGAACCACCAAGAGGAUCUUAGAUGCUGCUGUCUUCAGAGCUGUGAAAAAAAACAGUCUUGUUUUGUUGUUGACGAGUCCCACCAUGGCCGGAAGAGGGCGCGGGAGAGGCCGGGGCCAGUUGAGUUUCAGCAUGGAGGUGGUUGGGAUUGGGAAAGGAGACAACCUGCCCCCCGCCACCCUCCAGCCGACCCCCCUGUUUCCUCCUAUGGAGCAUAAGCCGGUGCCCUUGGUGGUGGGAGAGGAGGCGGAGUACAUGUUGGCUCUUAAGCAGGAGUUCCGGGCAGCCAUGAAGACCCUCCCCUUCUACAUCAAGCCGGCCGCACCCAAAAAAGAUGUGGAGCGCUACUCUGACAAGUACCAGUCUGGAGAAACUGAAAACCCAACCGAGUGGGAUCCAGACUGGAAGCAGAUGCCCAAAGAACUACGCACUCGGACAAAGAGACUCCAGAAAGAGAAAAACGUCCCACCGUCCAAAAAGGCUGCUCAGCCCAGAGUAAAAAAAGAGGAAAUCAUCCAAAAACUAGAGACUCUGGAGAAGAAAGAGAGAGGGGACAGUUCAGAUGAGGAAGAGGAGGAGAAGAAGAAGCCCGAGGAAGAGGAACAGGAGGAAGAGGAGCAGUAUGACGAGGAAGAGUUUGAAGAGCAGGAGACGGACUACAUCAUGUCCUACUUUGACAACGGGGAGGAGUUUGCGGGGGACAGUGAUGACAACAUGGAUGAAGCCAUCUACUGACGACACCGUACAGUAGUGCACUUCACCCAGGCAACAUGGGCCUAUACUACAGAGCUGCUUCAGGAGCAGAUCAGCUUAAGUUAAGAGGUAAAUCAUCUAAUAGAAGAGCCUGGAGUCCUCAUUCCUCUCCAGGCUCUUCUAUUAGAAUUUACCUUUUAACUCAACUUGGUUUACUCCUGAGCUAACAAGGACUCCAGGCUCUUCUAUUAGAUGAUUUGCCUCUUAACUUCACCUGGAUUACUUCUGAACCAGCUUGGUUGUAUAGUCCCCAUGUCUGUGACAAACUCUCCAUUCAGCAUUAUUAUACACUCACAGAGGUGAAGCAUAGAGACUAACAACUAACAAAUAGACAACAAAUAGGCAACAUGGUGUCCUGGGAUCCUAUGCCAUUGGUCUCACUUGGAUUGCUGUAUGAUGUAAUUCCCUGUGACAAUUGGCAGUCAAUCCGAUGUGGAAAAAAAGUCUCCCAUGUACUCUGCUGCAACUACGUUGAAAAAUCAUAACAAGCAUAAUGAGGAAGAGGAGGACUGGACGUCUUCCUCACCUUCAGAAAAUAGAGAUGAACUUACGUCCCCCCUUCCCUCUAUUGCUCCUCCACCUCAUUGUAUUUCUAUUCCUCUCCCUCCUCC